Molecule: messenger RNA, 1119 nt
Organism: Fusarium fujikuroi IMI 58289
Lineage: Eukaryota; Fungi; Ascomycota; Sordariomycetes; Hypocreales; Nectriaceae
Exons: 3
Coding region: 1-1119 (372 amino acids)
Source: RefSeq, a predicted model, not a curated record
AUGACAUCUCGCAUCCAGCAACUGUUUCUUCUGGCUUGUUCCGUGCCAAUAUUACUCUCAGGCCAAGCCAACAGCGUCGCGGCGCAUGAUCUCGACUACGUUAACGGCGAGACCGGACUGAGUAUCGAGAGCUUGUCGAGAUCCCGAGAAUUGAAUGAACCGAGAUCAGAUGAAGAAUCGAGGCGUCAGUACUGCUUUGGGACAACACAGAACCAGGUUUAUGUUACCGACUUCUUGCAGCACAACUUGGACAUCUUGACGGGCCAUUCAACAUGCUGGCUCAACAGAGGGAUCGCUGGUCUUAGAACAGAACUGGAAAGAAAUCUCACAUCGACGCGUCGAUCGGAUAUGCAGGUCCCGAAGUGCCCUAUUAACAUCACCAGCUCUGGCAAUACCUACCUGAUCGACUUUCCCAAGAACAGCUAUCACGUUAAUACACUUUCGAAAUCUCUGCUGAUAAUACUAACUAGUAUACACAUGGCCGCUAUGACACUCGCCUUCUUUAUUGUAUACCCUAUCAUCCUGAUCUUUUCGACACUAAUCGCUCUUGGCGAACUCAUUGAACGACCUUUAUUUAAAGCUCGGAUCGAAAAAUGGCAGAAGAUACUUUUCUGCGUAUUAUUCCUCCCUCUUCUCGCCAUUGGCAUCCUCUGCGGGUUGACUGGGAUGGGGUCAUCAGACCAUUUCCGAACAGAACAUGGAAUCAUAGGCUUGGUCACAGCGGUUUUGGCAACAUUGGCAGUAGGAGUGUAUCUCAUCGAGAACAACCUCAGACCAAGAAUUUCAAUAAGCAGAAGAUGGCGCCGAGUGCACAUGAUGGUCAACUACACCGACAUCUUCAUUUGCCAGGCUGUUCUCAUGCUUUCGGGCUUUGCUCUGCCUGAUGGCAUUGACGACUUUCAAGUCAUGAGCCUUUGCGGAACAAGACACAUAUCCACCUCGUUGUCGUUCUCGGUGGGCAUGAUGGUAGCGUUCGUAUGGAACAGUGCGAUGGCGGCCAUGACGCUUCAGUGGUGGCUUGUUCGCAGGGCUAGUGAGGACAAGCCUCCUGGCAAGAUGUGGCUGUUGGUAUCGCGCAUCUUUCGGCGGAAUACCAAUACCUGCGAGGAUGAUGAGUAG